AUGAAGUAUACAGUUUUAGGUUUUCAGUUUCCGUUUAAGGUAUGGAUUUUGGAGGCAUUUCCUGAAGCUUUGAGGUUUGCGCAUCACACAGAAAAUGAAAUUCCAAGAAUGAGGGCAUGGAGAAUAAAAACACAAUUGUCUUGCGAGCAAUGUUUACGUAUAUUAGACGUUUCAGUGGAAAAUAACAUCCCACGUGAUUUUGAACCAACGCCUGUUGAGAUCCAUUUGCCAUUCUUUGUGCGUUAUGUUUUAAUUCCAAUCAACAUACCACAACUGCAUUGGUAUUUGGCUGAUUUGGAUCUCCUUACAUGGAAAGUGAGCAUAUAUGAUUCAGCUGAAUGGUGUGGUUUCUUUAAAAAAUAUGCGGGUGACGGUAGUUUCAAAUCGUUGGGAGAUAGUAUAUUAAGUGAACUAGACCACAUAUCAUAUUGGGCCCAUUUUCCCAAUAGACAGAAACCUACUGAUGUGAAAUUCGUUAAAGCUAAACAUGUGCCGCAUCAGGAAAAAGUAGAAGAAGGAGAAAGAGGAGAUUGUGGAGUUUUUGUGUGCAUGUUCAUGGAAAUGCUUGCAUCGAGUGUACCAGUGGAGACACGUCAAUCACCUAGAGAUACGGGAUUUACUUACCGUAAUAGGAUGACAUAA
Molecule: messenger RNA, 642 nt
Organism: Lactuca virosa
Lineage: Eukaryota; Viridiplantae; Streptophyta; Magnoliopsida; Asterales; Asteraceae
Source: the annotation of a GenBank genome assembly